CAAUCAUAUUAAAGGGUGUAGGAGAAUCCACAGAAGAAACUGUUUUUAGGAAAAUCCAUCUGUGGCAGCGGAGGCGAAUCAUGUGAAAGCCAGACGAGCACUGGAAAAAUACUUGCAUUAUUAUGAGAGGUUUGAAAAUCACAACAAGUCAUUGAAGUUGGAGCAGCAGUUUCGUGACAAAAUCCAAAGAAAAAUUGAGGCAAAGGUCAACGAUCAUGAUGGUACUUGGAUUGAUUGGCAAUACCUUCACAAUGCAGCCACCCUACUUACAAAAUGUCGCUACACCUUGCAGUAUACGUAUCCGUUUGCCUAUUUCAUGGAGAGUGGAGCAAGGAAGCAGUUGGUAAGGUUUUUGCAUCAGCAACCGGCUUCCUACAUAUUAAAAACUCAGUAA
This is a messenger RNA of Strongylus vulgaris, 394 nucleotides long. Lineage: Eukaryota; Metazoa; Nematoda; Chromadorea; Rhabditida; Strongylidae. The record is from the annotation of a GenBank genome assembly.